Messenger RNA from Cuscuta campestris, 974 nucleotides. NCBI's taxonomy places the organism in Eukaryota, Viridiplantae, Streptophyta, Magnoliopsida, Solanales, Convolvulaceae. The record is from the annotation of a GenBank genome assembly.
GUAUAAAUACAUCCCACAAACCCCUCUGUUUUUCUCACUUCAAAUUAAACCCCCACCUUAUCCAUUUCUUCUUCUUCUUUCAGUGUGCGAAUCUUCUGAACUCCGGCGGGCGGCGAUGGCGACCGCCGACACCGUGAAGUUGUUGGGGACGUGGUGGAGCCCGUUCGUGCUCCGAGUCCGGAUAGCUCUGAACCUAAAGUCGGUGGAGUAUGAGUUCAUUGAGGAACCAAUGUUUCCCAAGAGCGAGCUCCUCCUCGAAUCCAACCCGGUUUACAGGAAAGUGCCCGUCCUCAUCCACAACCACCGCCCCAUCCCGGAAUCCGCCGUCAUCGCACAGUACAUCGACGACGUCUGGUCCUCUUCUUCUUCUUCUUCUCCUCCGCCGCCUCCGUCGUCCAUCUUUCCCUCAGAUCCUUACCACCGUGCCACCGCCCUCUUUUGGUCCCGCUAUAUUGACCAUGAGAUAUUCCCAAUUUUCCACGGCUUAUGCUUUGCAACGCACGAGAGAGACAAGAAAGAGGAAAUGAAGAAGCUUGCGGAAAAGAUAUCUCCAUUGGAAGAUGUACUGUGUCUAAUAAAGAGGAAAGGCAAUAAUAAAUUCUUUGGGGGGGAGAGGAUUGGGUGGCUGGACAUUGCUCUGGGAAGCCUCGUGGGUUGGUUCAAGGCGGUGGAGGCGGCGUGUAACGGCGGCGUCGGGUUUUGUUUUGAGGGGAGUCCGAGUUUGUCCCGAUGGGCGGAGGAUUUCGCCGCCGAGGAUGCCGUCAGAGGCGUCCUGCCGCCGGCAGAGGAGCUGGUGGAGUUUGCCAAGGGGUUGUCUGAGAUUUUGAAAGGGGCCCGGAAAUCCAAUUGGCUUUGCUUGCCGGUCUGAUUUUCCCAUUAUGUUGCCUUUCUUCUCCUUCGGGUUUCAUUUCAAUUGUCUCUAUUAUAUUGGUGUGUUCUUUCUUUUGUUUUUGAGUAGACUGUAUGUCCCUACU